Messenger RNA from Anisakis simplex (herring worm), 225 nucleotides. Lineage: Eukaryota; Metazoa; Nematoda; Chromadorea; Rhabditida; Anisakidae. The record is from the annotation of a GenBank genome assembly.
AUGCAAUUUCAGGCCGAUGGAACCAGUGGACGACUCGAUGAAGACUUUUUCAGAUUGAACAGAGCGUGUGCUCGAAGUGAUGCCUUCAUCAACUUGAGAGAGGUAACGGCCCGAUUCCGUGUUACACCGGGUGAUUAUGUGAUUAUUCCGUCAACAUAUGAACCGAAUGUAGAGGCUCAAUUCUUGCUCAGGAUAUAUGCGAAUGGGUUUAUGGAAUCAAUGUGA